GAGCGAUGAAAGAUAGAGGUUAUUGUUUUCUCGGCCUCUAUAUACCAGCAAGUAGAACUGGGCAUUGCACCGAGGAGUGCAGCUAAGCGAAGCACAGUGGUACAGAAAGUAAAACGAUCGAGUCGCACUGUAACAUAAAGUUUUACGUAAGUAUGAUCAGAGCAUUGUCACGGUUUUCCCCGAGCCUGCAUUGCAGGUCAAAACAUUUCCUUCCAAGAGCAGCGCAGCGGCUUACUUCAACAUCAAACCAGAAUGAAGACAGCAUCGUUGACGAUAAAGAUAUCUAUCGGUUCCCAGCUAUGCAAGUACCAUCUCUCACUAGACUUAAAGAAAUUGCCAAUAAUAAUGGUUUAGAUGUUAAUGAUGAAGAUUUGAAUCAUUACAGAGAUUUCAUAGAAAAUGUAGUUGGUAAUGCUAUGAAUAUCAUGGACAGUUAUCCUCAACCAACACUUCCUGUGAAAUAUCCCCGAACUCCUGGAUACAGACCAACUGAAGAUGAAAAUCAACACAAUGGAUGGUACUGGCGUUGUGACAUAAAAGGUGCUGACACUGGUAUAUUAAAAGGUAAAACCAUUGCUGUUAAAGACAAUAUUCCAUUGGCAGGUGUUCCUAUGAUGAAUGGAAGUUAUGUAUUAGAAGGGUAUGUCCCAGACUAUGAUGCCACUGUUAUUACAAAAGUGCUGGAUGCUGGUGGUCAAAUUACAGGGAAAACAUCUUGUGAAGACUUGUGCUUUUCCGGUGUUGGUUUUGUCCGAGCCAAAGGUGCUGUCCGAAACCCUCACAAUAUGAACUAUGCAGCUGGUGGGUCAAGUAGUGGAUCUGCAUCUCUGGUAGCGUCUGGACAUGUGGAUAUGGCAUUGGGUGCUGACCAGGGUGGAUCAAUACGCAUACCCUCUUCAUGGUGUGGUGUUGUCGGUUUUAAACCAACAUUUGGAUUAGUUCCAUAUACUGGUAUAUCACAGAUGGAAUACACUGCUGACCACACUGGACCAAUUGCAAAGAAUGUAUACGACUGUGCAUUGUUGCUAGAGACAAUUGCUGGUCUUGAUGGUGGAUUGGAUCCUAGACAACCAGCUAAUUUAACUGUACCAGAAUAUACUAAAGGAUUUGGUAUGAAGUUACCUGGCAUAAAGAUUGGAGUUCUUAAAGAAGGAUUUAUUCGUCCAGAAACAGAGCCAGAUGUUGCAGCCAUGGUGAAGAAAUCAGCAUUCCAGAUGAUAACACUGGGAGCUAAGGUUGAAGAAGUGUCAGUUCCUAUGCAUAUGCAUGCUGUGUAUAUCUUCAAAAGUUUUUUCAUACAAGGACAUUAUGACAUGGUGUUGAAAGGGAAUGGAAUUGGUAGCCAACACAAUGGUUUCUAUUCAACCAAUUUGGCAGUUGCUCUUCAUAAAGGAUUUAAAACAAGAAUAAAUGAUAUGUCACAUGUUUUGAAA
Messenger RNA from Saccoglossus kowalevskii, 1433 nucleotides. RefSeq lists its product as uncharacterized. The record is from RefSeq and is a predicted model, not a curated record. Gene Ontology annotation, molecular function: catalytic activity. Lineage: Eukaryota; Metazoa; Hemichordata; Enteropneusta; Harrimaniidae.